AGCAGAUGAGCGCAGAAUAUUUAGGCAAAACCGAGAGGAGGGGGGGAGCACGGGGCAGGAGGAGUACCUCGGCCAAGAAAAUUAUGCAUGCGUUAGGCAAGCUCUGAGAGAAUGGCUGUGGAAGCUCUCCACUGUGGUUUGAAUCCGAGGGGCAUUGAUCACCCUGCCCAUGCUGAAGGAAUUAAGCUGCAGCUUGAAGCUGAAGGUGUAGAAUCUCAGUCCAUUAAAAACAAAAAUUUCCAGAAGGUGCCUGACCAAAAAGGAACCCCCAAGAGACUGCAGGGAGAAGCUGAGACAGCAAAGUUAGCUACGGUGAAGCUGUCAAAACCAGUGGCCCUGUGGACGCAGCAGGAUGUCUGCAAGUGGCUGAAGAAGCACUGUCCAAACCAGUAUCAGAUCUACAGUGAGUCAUUCAAACAACAUGACAUAACUGGGCGAGCCCUGCUGAGACUCACAGACAAGAAGCUGGAACGCAUGGGGAUCCUCCAGGAGAACCAGCGCCAGCACGUCCUGCAGCAGGUGCUCCAGCUGAAGGUGCGGGAAGAAGUCAGAAACCUGCAGCUACUCACACAAGCCUCAGUGGAAAGUUCUCCAUAAACACAGUAGCCAUGCAAGCCGCUGCCCGGGCAUGAGCAUGGCCUGUUCCCCAGAGAAAGACUUACUCUUGGCACUGCCAGAAGAGAUCCUUGGAGCGUGGACAGAUUAACUGGAUUAUCUGAGAAGAUGCCUACUCAAUCAAGAUCAUGAAGUUUGGGAGGAUAAAAAAAUUCAUCUUGGUUUGCCGUGGAUUUUCAAAUGAGGUGCAUAACAUACAGUGCCAACUCGUUCCAAGUGGUCAUUGGCAGGCCAUUAGCUGGAAAAUUACUUCCAGUUCUCAUCACUGUGCAUAACUCAAGUUCCCCUUGGGCUCUGUCUGUGCCCUUCACGACAAGUCCUGUGUUAGCAUGGCAACUACUGGAUUUAUUUCAUUAAGCGUACAGAUGGCAUGAUGUUUUAGAAAAACAAAUACAAGAGUUCUGCAGUCUCCGUGGAAGGGUUCACAAUAUUAUGCCCUGGUAGGAAUGUAAACGCGUCUUGAUUGUGUUAGUUGUAGUGUCCCAAGGUGUUCUGUCUAACGCUGAAGCACUUUAUCUGAGAACACGACACUGAGCUGAAACCGCAUCUGGUACAUGUAGAGAAACAAAUGUCUCCUCUCUUCUUUCUAACUCUUGUCUUAUUUCUGGCUCAGACUGUCCAAGACAAACUCCACUCCUAGUAUACUCUCAGUGUUCUGUGGUAGAUCAUUGUAAAUAUGGCCACGAUACUGUUAGAUUUCACUUGCUGAUGCUUCACCGGAUAACUGGAUUACUUACAGCACAAAGGGAAGCCGAAGCUAGCAAGUCUGGUAACUGGACUCUUUGAAGUCUUGCUUCACUGUACCCAGGAACAACUUCACACAUCACAUCAUGACACACUUUACAGGAUGCUUCUCUCUGGCCCAUGCCUACACACUCCUCGCCUACAGAGGAGAUCUUCCAAACACAAAGACUCGUGGAUUAAUGCCAAGGGCAGCAGAAUGCAGCCUACCUUAGUGGACCCACUUCCACCCUUAGGAAAACUUCCAGAGGUCAAGUUUCAAAUCACAGUUCCAGAGAGAAGCAUCAAACGACCUCACUGUGUGCCCAGAGAAGUAAAAUAUUCAGCCCACAGUAGGUUUUCUUCCUUGGCACAGAACUCACUCUUCCAUGAUAAUGCUUCCUGGGAUGUAUAUAUGACUUUUUUCUUUAGUUCUAUCCAACAACAAAGCACAGUCCUGGGAAACCUGUCCAUUCAGUCAGUGUUUUUAACCUGAACACCAGAGAAGUGUUCAUUCAUAUUGAUUGCCCCCCUUGUGAUACAUUAGCAUCUUUUCCCUGGACAUUGGACCUUGGCUGAAUUAAAACACAAAAGUGUGUCAUGAACACUCACUAACCUAACCUGGGAACCCACAGGC
Messenger RNA from Microtus ochrogaster (prairie vole), 1972 nucleotides. It is a transcript of the gene Samd12, whose product is annotated as sterile alpha motif domain containing 12. The record is from RefSeq and is a predicted model, not a curated record. NCBI's taxonomy places the organism in Eukaryota, Metazoa, Chordata, Mammalia, Rodentia, Cricetidae. Gene Ontology annotation, cellular component: cytoplasmic side of plasma membrane. Gene Ontology annotation, molecular function: protein binding. Gene Ontology annotation, biological process: cell surface receptor protein tyrosine kinase signaling pathway.